AUGAUUAAUUCUCGAACUUAGUACUAAGAUUGCAACUUCUAAAGUGUAAUUAUGGGCUAACUCAGCAACUUCCACACAAAAUGGCAAGAUUACACAUGGUAGAUCAGCCUCCGUGAAACCAAACUUUUCUGAGAAAGCAGUAACCACUACGUAUAAUGUCUUAUGCGACAGUUCAAAGAAAAGAUGUACAUGCUGGUAGCGUAGAUGGAAGAAGUUCCGCUAUAAGUGACAAAGAAAAACACGCAAUACACUGGAUCAGAAAGGAUCUACGCUUGCACGACAAUCCUUCUCUUUUGGAAGCAGUGAAAGGAAGCGACACUCUUAGAAUUAUUUAUGUUUUGGACACUAAAGUGGAUCAAAACAUUGGUAUAGGUGCAAACUUAUGGAGGUUCUUGUUGCAGUCAUUGGAAGAUGUCGACGACAGUCUUCGUCAACUUAAUUCCCGCCUUUUUGUAGUGCGAGGUCAGCCCGCAGAUGUCUUCCCUCGCCUGUUUAGGGAAUGGAAUACCUCGCUUCUAACAUUUGAGGAAGAUUCAGAACCAUUUGGAAGAGAAAAGGAUGCAGCAAUUCGACUACUUGCUCAAGAGUCAGGCGUUCAAGUAGCCAUUCGUCGGUCUCACACCUUGUAUGAUCCUCAACUGAUCAUAAAAAACAAUGGUGGAACUCCACCUCUUACGUACAAGAAGUUCCUAGCCAUCAUAAGCUCAUUGGGUCCUCCUGAGCACCCUGUCCCAACACUGGAUGUGCAUUUAUUGGGAAGCUGUUCUACCCCUAUCUCUGAUGACCAUGAAGAAAAGUAUGGGGUGCCAUCAUUAGAAGAGCUAGGUCUGGACAUUAGAAAGAUUCAUGCAGCAGUUUGGCAUGGUGGAGAGAAAGAAGCUCUUGUGAGGCUUAACAGACAUUUAGAGAGAAAGGCAUGGAUAGCAAGUUUUGAAAAGCCUAAAGUCACCCCAAACAGCCUCUUUCCAAGCCCAACAGGAGUGAGUCCUUAUCUAAGAUUUGGAUGUUUGUCACCGAGGUUGUUCUAUCACAGACUUACAGAACUUUAUAGAAAGGUUAAGAGCAGUGAUCCUCCUAUUUCCUUGUAUGGGCAGCUACUGUGGCGAGAAUUCUUUUUCACUGUGGCUGCAAACAAUCCACAUUUUGACAGAAUGACAACAAAUCCCAUGUGUUUACAAAUACCAUGGAAAAGGAACCCAGAAAACCUGGCAAAAUGGGAAGAGGGAAGGACAGGCUUCCCUUGGAUUGAUGCCAUCAUGAUACAACUGCAACAGGAAGGAUGGAUACAUCACUUAGCAAGGCAUGCUGUUGGUUGCUUCCUGACAAGAGGAAACCUUUGGAUCAGCUGGGAGGAGGGCAUGAAGGUAUUUGAGAGGUGGCUUCUUGAUGCAGAAUGGAGUUUAAAUGCUGGUAACUGGAUGUGGCUGUCAUGCAGUGCCUUUUUCCAACAGUUCUUCAACUGCAUAUGUCCCGUUGGAUUUGGAAGGAAACUUGAUCCUAAUGGAGAUUUUGUCAGAAAAUACCUUCCAGUCCUGAGAGGGUUCCCGGCAAAAUACAUCCAUGCCCCAUGGACAGCACCAGAGAGUGUACAGAAGGCAGCAAGAUGCAUCAUUGGUGUGGACUACCCUUAUCCAAUGGUAGACCACUCCAAAGUAAGCUGUGCUAAUCUGGAAAAGCUGAGAAACAUCUUUAAAGCACUCUUGUGUUAUAAGGAUUCAACUGCUGUAUCUUCAGAGAAGCAAGAUAAUCUACAUGGGCAACAGGAAAAAUUAAAACAGCAAAUGUUUCUCCUGGAAGACAAAGAAAAUGAAUAAUGAUGCCACAUGGAUAACUAGCUUUCAUCUCAUAAGUGAAAUGAAAUAAGUGUAGAGGGAUUCAUAUUGUGAGUGGCACAUAGUUAAUAUAUCAGUGUGUCACUUCUUAAAGACAUUUCAGUGGCAAAAAAGGAGUGCCGUUAAAGGAUUUUAUAGUCUUUGCAAGGCAUUAGAGACAAAAAAUGUAGAAAAUAAUUUCUUUACCAAGGAUACUAAAGGAUUAUUGGAACUUAAAUAAGCUCAGCUAUGUUUUGAGCAAUAUGGAAAUGUUGACCUAAUGCAUUGAACAGAUGCUUGGAAAAAGUUCAGCUUUCUGCAAGAAUUUAUCUCUGCAUCUAGUAGAUUUUGAUCAAUGUUAGCUAAGUCUUCACUUAUUAUUUUUAUUAAUUUUUUUUUUUAAUUUAAAACCAACAUUUGUUUCACAAUUAAUGGAGCAACGUGUAGUACAUAUCCACACCUUAUUUAUCAUCAACAUCUGUUCCUUUUUCCUACACAAAAGCACUGAAAUUGAACACUUCUCAAACAAGAGACUCACAUGAGGGAUAGCAAUGAUUGGAUAUGAGUAUUGUAAUUUUUGAUCAAUUCCAUUGUCACUCCAAGCUGGUACUCAUAAUUUUGUAGUUUAAUACUCAUAAGGUAAUUGCCUGUUGCAUCAUAACGUCUUCAAGAUGAGAAUCAAUUGUUUUGCUCAUUUCACAGCUAUUAAAAUCAUUUGUUGAACA
This is a messenger RNA of Pocillopora verrucosa, 2536 nucleotides long. Its product is annotated as cryptochrome-1. Gene Ontology annotation, molecular function: DNA binding; FAD binding. The record is from RefSeq and is a predicted model, not a curated record. Lineage: Eukaryota; Metazoa; Cnidaria; Anthozoa; Scleractinia; Pocilloporidae. Gene Ontology annotation, cellular component: nucleus; cytoplasm. Gene Ontology annotation, biological process: entrainment of circadian clock by photoperiod; negative regulation of DNA-templated transcription; circadian regulation of gene expression.